AUGAACCUGGCGCCGGAUCCACACUAUGGACAGCAGGAUAGCAAUCAGAGAAAGCGGUCAAAGGUUUCACGCGCCUGCGACGAGUGCCGCAGGAAGAAGAUCCGCUGUGAUGCGACAUCUGAGAAUGGGCCUGAAGCUUGUACGAGCUGCAAACGCACCGGAGCGCGUUGUCAGUUUAGCAGGCAGCCGAUGAAGAGAGGACCGAGCAAAGGGUACAUUAAAGAACUUGCCGAUCGACUUAGCAGACUGGAGUACGAACAGCAGCAGCAGCUCGGACAUUCUCCGCAAGGCACUCAGCAACACCAGCAGCACCCCGAGCUUAACCUUUACAAUUUGAGCGAGCAGACGAUUGGAUCGUUGCAAGACUUUUCGCCGUCCGCUUCUGCGCAGUUUGGUAACGGCCGGAAGAGGACACACUCCAUGUCUGAAGGCCUGGACGGCUCUCAAUACAGAACCUCUCUGUCACAACCGCCAAAUGGCGCUCAGCAGCCUUGGGAGCGGCGCGAGAGCUUCACAGGGUUCGAACAAGAUCCUACCAAUUUUUUCGAGUUCAGCCAGACUGCUGAUCAUGCCGUUGCUGAGUUCUAUCGCGUGAUCCAGGAACCUUAUCCGCUUUUACCGUUCGAUGCCAGGAAUCUCAAGUUGCGCCUAGGCAAUUGUGACUUGAAAAUUCGCGAGGCCUUCAUCGCUGCGCUUGACUGCGCCGUUCGCGCCUGGCCCUCGUCCAGUUUGCCGCUUGAGCCUAGUCACGAGGAAAGAUCCAGAAAAGCGUAUCAACUUCUGUCAGGUUGCAUCGGUGCUCCUCUCACAAAAGGCACUGGUAUUUUGCUGGUGCAAGGUUUCUUACUCUUGGCCAUCGAAGCCGAUCAGCACGGACCUGUGGCGCUGGACGUCCAUGCCGGUGCGUUGAAAGACAUGUGUCUUGGCCAAGCGGCAGGCUUGUGCAGUGCAUUGCAGCUAAAUGCCAUGCAAUACGGACAGAGGCGCGAAAACAUCGACUUUGACAGUGACGAGAACCUUGGCCGCAAGGUCUUUUGGGUGUUGUUCAUCAUCGAUCACUGGCACGCCGUCAGCACGUCAAGUGAGCCCAAGGUUUCGGAAGAGCGCAAUCAUUUGACCAUUGACGAUGAAGCACUCUUCACUCCAAUGGUUUUUGCCGUGGCCCGCCUCUCCCUGAUAUUGGCGCAACUGUCUGCAUUUGCCAAAAUUGCAAGGGAUGCCGCGUCUGAUCCUUCUCCAAACGAUAUCAUGUCUUUGCAUAGUCCAGUCGCCUCGGUCUUGACGUUCUCGAAGAAGGCUGUUCUUGGCGAGCUUGAAAGGUUCAACGAGACGCUCCCGCAGGGACCGCAUCCUCUGGCUCUACUCAGCUAUUGGCACGUACGUCUGCUUAUCGUCCGCUUCUUUCCGCACUCUGCACCGGCGGAGAUUAUCCAACCUGCUACUGCUAUCGUGACGCUACUCAACAACAAUGCCGUCAUGGUUACAUCGCCGUACCAUCACUUUGCCGCUCUGGCAGGUUUGAUUCUCGGUGAGCUAGCAGAGAAAGACGAGACUCGGGAGGAGGCGCUCCGUUCUCUCGGCGAGCUGGACAGCUUCCUCUCGCGCAGCAAAACCGAGGCCAGUUUCGGCUGGGACGUCACCGUGCGCGAGUACGUGGCGAAGAAGCGCGCGUCGGUCAACGAGUCGACGGGCGGCGCGUCGACCAACAUGCUCGAGCACCUUGCCGAGGCGGCCGUCGGCGAGCGCCAAGGCUCCAAGGGCGCUGACAAUCGCCCCUCGAGCAGCGGCGGCGCCGACACCGGGGUCAAGGACGACGUAAGCAACGCGGCAGCCGCUGCAGCCGCCGCGGCGACGGCCGCAGCCGCGCUCAACCAAAGCUUGCACUUUGAUCCGGACGCGCUUCUGAGGGGGGGUUACUUGAAUGUUCUGGCCCAGGUACUUUCAUCCGAGGCCCAUUGAAUCGAGAUGCUCUCUCUACACUGAUGUUUGCAAGCUAUCCAUGGCGAUGCACAGGGUCCAGUAUUCGUGGCACUGGUGCUGCCUCGCUCACGACAUGACGUAAGGUCACGGGCGUGAAAGAACUCUCUCACUCUCACUCUCUCUUCUCAGUCUCAACUCGCUUUAGCAUUGAUCCCCUCUAUCAACGAGAAAACCGGCUUCACGAACUUUUUUUUUUUUUUUUUUU
Molecule: messenger RNA, 2185 nt
Organism: Aplosporella prunicola CBS 121167
Lineage: Eukaryota; Fungi; Ascomycota; Dothideomycetes; Botryosphaeriales; Aplosporellaceae
Exons: 5
Coding region: 1-1959 (652 amino acids)
Cellular component (GO): nucleus
Molecular function (GO): zinc ion binding; DNA-binding transcription factor activity, RNA polymerase II-specific
Source: RefSeq, a predicted model, not a curated record